This is a messenger RNA of Knipowitschia caucasica, 1266 nucleotides long. NCBI's taxonomy places the organism in Eukaryota, Metazoa, Chordata, Actinopteri, Gobiiformes, Gobiidae. The record is from the annotation of a GenBank genome assembly.
AUGGAGACCCACGACCUGCCCGAGUGGAGUACUUUCUACAGCGAAGCGAGCGAGAUGUACCCGCCCCCCUCUUCCAUGACCUCUCUGGGCUCCAUGGGCCCCGCCGGCCCCAUCAACAGCUACAUUAAUCUGAACACUGCAUCCAGCCUGAAUAUGGCCUACCCCAGCCCAACUCUGAGCAGCUCUCCUCUGGGCUCAAUGAGCCAGGGGCCCACACACAUGUCUCUGUCUCCGGUCAGCACGACCCCUCUCACUCAGCUGAGCUCAUCGGCUCCUGCCCUGGGAUCCAUGUCACAUUAUCAGAAUAUGGGACCCUCUAUGAGUCAGCUGGGCUAUGCUGCCUCUGCCACCAUGAGCCGCAGCCCGAAAGAGGCCCCCCCAAAACCCUACCGGCGCUCCCUGACCCAUGCCAAGCCCCCCUACUCCUACAUCUCCCUCAUCACUAUGGCGAUUCAGCAAAGCAACAGCAAGAUGCUCACACUCAAUGAGAUCUACCAGUGGAUCAUGGACCUGUUCCCGUACUACCGGGACAACCAGCAGCGCUGGCAGAACUCAAUUCGCCACUCGCUCUCCUUCAAUGACUGCUUUGUCAAAGUGGCCAGGUCCCCGGACAAGCCUGGCAAGGGCUCCUACUGGACUCUGCACCCUCAAUCUGGCAACAUGUUUGAGAACGGCUGCUAUCUGCGGCGGCAGAAGCGCUUCAAGAUUGAAGAGAAGGCUGCUAAGAAGGCCUCCAAGAACCAGGAGGGCUCUUCCAAAGGGAGCCGGGAUGAGGCUGAGGAGCAGAGCCCCACGCAGGACUCCGAGGGGCCUGAGGCAGCCCACCCAGACAGCUCUCACCCAGGGUCUGUGUCCGAGGAGCCCACCCUGCACCGCUCCUCUCUGGGCUCUAUGGACUGUGCUCCAAUGGGCAGCUCACACAUGCACAGCAGCUCUGCCUCACCCCCUAUGGGGCUGUCCUCUGCCCUGCUGCACCAGGGGCCGCUGCUGCCAGGGGCCAUGCAACAGCACCUGGACCUGCAGAGCGACCUCAAGUCCCUGGACCCUCACUAUAACUUUAACCACCCGUUCUCCAUAACCAACCUGAUGUCCAGCGAGCAGAAGAUGGAGCUGAAGAGCUACCAGGAGCAUGUCAUGAGCUAUGGCUACAGUGGGGCCUCACCAGUGGGGGCCAAGCCUGUGUACGACAGCACCGGGGCCUCAGCCAUGGACUCAGGGGCCUAUUACCAGACACUGUACAGCCGCUCUGUACUCAAUGCGUCCUAG